Molecule: messenger RNA, 816 nt
Organism: Oikopleura dioica
Lineage: Eukaryota; Metazoa; Chordata; Appendicularia; Copelata; Oikopleuridae
Source: the annotation of a GenBank genome assembly
AUGCCAAACAGAAGCUUGCCAGACAACUGGCUCAACUGCCCUCAAUUCGGAGAGACAAUCGAAGGCGUCGUCCCCAUUAAAGUGCCUUUAGAUCCUCAAUACCGCUACGCUAGAGAGAAAAGAUGGUCUUGGGAGGAAGCUCUUGCAAAAUAUCCUCAGAUCGGGCUUGUUGUCGAUCUGACGAACACGGAUCGUUACUACGACAAACAGCAGCUCUACGAUCAAGAUAUUGAGUACAUCAAAGCCAAGAUGCCCGGGCACGGACAAAUCCCUUCGCGACGAGAAAUCUUCACUCUUGCUGGCAAGAUCAACGGUUUCAUCGAAGAGCAUCCAGACAAAAUAGUAGCUGUCCACUGCACGCAUGGCUUCAAUCGCACGGGAUUCCUUGUUUGCGCCUAUCUCCAUUUACACAAGGAAUAUACUAUCCCACGCGCCGUAGAAAGUUUUGCAAAGGUUCGACAAGGUGGCAUCUAUCGAACAGAAAUCAUCCAGGCGCUUCAUGAUUUUUACCACGACGAAAAGAAAAGAAGAAAAAUACCAAGGGGGCCGAAGAAAGCGUCGCAGAAGAAAAAGAAGGAAGAGCCAGAAAGAGAGGUUACCGUCAUUGUUGACAAGCCUCAAAAGAAAGAGCGAAAGGUCUCGGUUGAAAAAGCGCGCUCCGAAAGUCGAAGAGGCUCUGGUUCCAAAGGGUCGAGAGGAAGCAAGCCUCAUUUCGCCUCUGCGAGCUGCAACCCACUUGAUGCGAUCGACAGUCGUGACACCGAAACUCCUGUUUGGAUAAUUCCAAGUCGACGAUCCAAGGGCCCCAAAAACUAA